Molecule: messenger RNA, 699 nt
Organism: Thamnophis sirtalis
Lineage: Eukaryota; Metazoa; Chordata; Lepidosauria; Squamata; Natricidae
Source: RefSeq, a predicted model, not a curated record
UUUCGUGAGGAUUGUGGCGCCCUUGGGAAGCUGAUCAUGCUUUGAACCUUAGAGGAGAGGAGGAGGGAGAAAACCCUGGAGACAGAGGAAAGAAAGACUCUAGUCGGGGAAAAAGUUUUGGAUGGGAUUAUGUGGAAACUACCCUGCUCUUCUCCGCUGCCCAAGCAGGCUCGCUGCUCCUGCUGCUGCUGCUGCUGGUCUCUCCCCAGCGGUGCAGUCUUCGCAGGCUGGUGGAGGUGGUGAAAAACGACGACGCGGGGAGUACUUGAGCUGUCUGCAAGGACUUGGCGCGUGUCUUGUGCGUUAGAGAGUUUCCACCCCAACCUACCAAAUGUUCCUCUUCGGGAUCUUCUCGCUGACACUUGUUCUGGUCAGCCAAAGACCGGGAGUCCACGCCGAAUCAAAUCUGAGCAGCAAGUUCCAGUUCUCCAGCGCUAAGGAGCAAAACGGAGUGCAAGAGCCGCAUCAUGAGAAGGUUAUUACUGUGUCCACUAAUGGAAGUAUUCACAGCCCUAAAUUUCCUUACACUUAUCCUCGCAACAUAGUACUUGUAUGGCGAUUAGUUGCAGUUGAAGAGAAUAUGUUGAUACAACUUACUUUUGAUGAAAGAUUUGGGCUUGAGGACCCAGAAGAUGAUAUAUGCAAGAUGGACUGAGGUUCCAGAGAUGUCUGCAGCUUUAUGGUGUCUUGCAACUCAGG